This is a messenger RNA of Pundamilia nyererei, 1456 nucleotides long. Its product is annotated as solute carrier family 43 member 3. Lineage: Eukaryota; Metazoa; Chordata; Actinopteri; Cichliformes; Cichlidae. Bases 233 to 1456 code for a protein of 407 amino acids. Gene Ontology annotation, biological process: transmembrane transport. Gene Ontology annotation, molecular function: transmembrane transporter activity. The transcript is spliced from 11 exons. The record is from RefSeq and is a predicted model, not a curated record.
UCUGUAUUUCAAACAACUCAGCCACCUGCUUUGAGUAACCACGAAGACCUGGAGCAGUCGAAGUUUAAUGCCAGCAACAGAGAAAGAGUGAUUAGUGCAAUUUCUAUAAAACUCAGUGUUGUGUCGAAAAAUGGUUGAAUCAAAAUAAUCAGCAGGUGCUGUGAGUGAAGCCCCCUCUGAAUGUGUACAAGUUUGUGACGUACUUGUGAGUGUGAGCUGAGCCUGUGCGACCAUGCCAGGGUCUGGGAGCGGUUUAUCGGUGCAGCGCUGCCUCACCUUCACCACAGGUCUGGUGGAGUGCCUGUGUUUCGCUGGAGCUGUGUUUGGUUGGGCUUCUCUUGUGUUUGUCCUCAAGGAAGAAGGCUACUUCAGCUCUCUGUGUGUCAACGGCACAGGAGUCAAUGGAACACACAUUUUAGAUUGCGCCGGACAGGAUGAACAGUUCUCGCUUAUUUUUACCAUUGCGUCUUUUAUGAACAACUUUCUGACGCUGCCGAAUGGUUUCCUUUUUGAUCGGUUUGGUACUACAGUGACUCGGCUCUACGGAAUAUUUCUUUACACCAUAGGUACAGUGAUGGUGGCCUUUUCUACUUCAGCUCUGGCCAUCCUGCUCUUCCCAGCUCUCUCCCUCCUGGCUGUGGGUGGCAUCUUAUUUCUGAUGACCAACAUGCAGGUAGGAAACCUGUUUGGCUCACGUCGCUCCACCAUCAUCACUCUUUAUAACGGGGCCUUUGAUUCUUCCUCGGCACUCUUCCUCGUCAUCAAGCUGUUGCAUGAACGUGGCAUCGCUCUUCGCUCCUCCUUCCUGUUUCUGUCCGCCUGCAGCGUCGUUCACCUGCUCAGGACUUUCUUCUUGCUGCCUCGGAAAUUGAUUCCAUACCCGCUGCCGGAUAACUACACAUACGGGAUAACCUGUGGUAAAUCGGACAAUCGUAUUGGUGAGGUGGCGGAAAACGGAGAUGCACAGAAGGUAGAGGAAGUGCCGCUCAACAAGGAUGCAUCUGCAAAGCAAGAGAAGAGUUUCCGUGACUGUUUGCUGUCCAGGUUCUUCAUGUGGCAUCUGCUUUGGCUGUCAGUGAUGCAGCUCAGGCAUUACCUGUUCAUUGGCACCCUAAACCCCAUGCUGCAGAGGCUCACAGCUGGAGAGUCCUCACUGGUGAGUCAGUACACCAAUGCCUUUGCGAUCACCCAGCUAUGUGGCGUGCUGUGUGCUCCCUGGAACGGCCUCAUUAUGGACAGACACAAGGGCAAACCACGAGCUGAAGGGGAGAGCGAGCAGGAGGUGGACCUGCGGGCGACGGUGCUUUCUCUCUUCCUGACGGCCCUGCAGUGCCUGUUGUUUUCCAUUUGUGCCUCCACCCCAUACCUGCCUCUUCAGUACCUCACCUUCGUCCUGCAGGUGCUCAACCGCUCCUUCCUCUAUGGCGGCAACGCGGCCUUCAUCAGUGUGGCGUGA